CCAGACUCCCGGCCUGCCCCGCGCCAGGCUGAAUGGGGCAGAGGCAAAAUGGCGGCGAACGCGAACUCUGCCGGCGGUGGCGGAGGAGGCGGCCUCCCGCUCUUCGACUGCCCGAGCUGGGCAGGAAAGCCUCCCCAAGGGUUGCAUCUGGAUGUAGUCAAAGGAGACAAACUUAUUGAGAAACUGAUCAUUGAUGAGAAAAAAUACUAUCUUUUUGGGAGAAACCCUGACCUUUGCGAUUUUACCAUUGAUCACCAGUCAUGUUCUCGGGUCCAUGCUGCCUUGGUCUACCAUAAACAUCUGAAGCGAGUUUUUCUAAUAGAUCUCAACAGCACACAUGGCACAUUCCUGGGUCAUAUUCGGUUGGAGCCUCACAAACCUCAACAGAUUCCCAUUGACUCUACGGUUUCAUUUGGUGCCUCCACGCGGGCUUACACACUCAGAGAAAAACCUCAAACGUUGCCCUCUGCAGUAAAAGGUGACGAGAAAAUGACCAGUGAAGAUGAUGAACUCAAAGGGUUGCUUGGUUUACCAGAAGAGGAAACUGAAUUAGAUAAUCUGACAGAAUUUAACACGGCACACAACAAGAGGAUCUCCACACUAACCAUAGAAGAAGGAAAUUUAGAUAUACAAAGACCAAAACGGAAACGGAAGAACUCAAGAGUAACAUUCAGUGAUGAUGAUGAAAUAAUCAAUCCAGAGGAUGUGGACCCUUCUGUGGGACGUUUCAGAAACAUGGUACAGACUGCAGUUGUCCCAGUGAAGAAGAAGCGCCUGGAAAAUGCUGGCUCCCUGAGUGUGGAUGAAGCUGCAAUGCGGCGGAUGCAGAACUUUCCCUACAGCGGGGGAUUGUAUGGCGGCUUGCCUCCCACUCACAGUGAAGCGGGCUCUCAGUCCCAUGGCGUGCAUGGCACGGCUCUCAUUGGAGGGUUGCCCAUGCCUUAUCCAAACCUUGCCCCAGAUGUGGACUUGACUCCUGUUGCUCCUUCAACAGUCACCAUGAACCCAGCUCCAAACCCAACUGUGUUUAAUCCCGAAGGUGUGAAUGAGCCGAAGAAAAAGAAGUAUGCAAAAGAAGCUUGGCCAGGCAAGAAGCCCACCCCUUCUCUCUUGAUCUGAGAAGUUUGGCUUCUUCUGGUGGGUGGGAUAGGACCAACUAGCCGUUGGAAUGAGGAAAAAAAAACUGCACAAGUGUAUUGGCAGCUCUCAGACUCGGAUCCUAACUGUGUAUGUCAUACAUAGCUCAGUUACAGGGCUGAACUCCCUCCCAAAGAGUUCUGCCAGUGUCAAGAAAAGAGAGGCAAACAUAUAUCUUCCACUCCCUGCAGAACCACACACUUUUCUUUAUUACCCUUCCUUUACAGGCCCAUUGCUGUUUUUAUUUUGACGUUAUUCAUACAUUUAAGGGACACUUCAGGUAAUUCCCAGUUAAUCUUCCCAGUUUUUGCAGCUACACAAACUCAGAACUGUUGGGUACUGAUUGUAUUCAUUUGUAACCGGUUGGCUUUGGACUAACACUUUUCUUUCACAGCAGAUACGUUCUAAAGUAGCACUUUGUCGGGCUUUUAUCAAAUGAUUUCCAUGUAAGUAAAAAAAGCAGUAGUUUGCUUUUUUAAACUCAAGAUCAUGAGGUGGUUUCAGUCUAGUGCACUUAUUUAUGUGCACUGUAAACACGCAUCACCAUUUUGAAAGAACCGGGAAUGGAAUGGAGCUAUCAGUAAAUUAGAAUGGAAGAGAUUAGUUGCUCCUUCACAUCAUAGAUUGAAAUCAUCAUAAGUAUGAAAAAAGGAAUUUAAUUUGAAAUUAUAUAGUAGUCUAGGGACCUCAUCACACUAGAGAAUGAAUCCACUUUAAAUCCGGUUGCUGCCUCCUGCAGAAUUCUGGGGGUUGUAGUUCAGGGAGGAGCCUUUAACAGCCUCACUAAACUACAAACCCCAGAAUUCUGCAGGAGACAGAAACCGGAUUUAAAUUGGAGUGAUCAGUAAAUUAGAAUGGAAGAGAUCAGUUGCUCCUUUGCAUCAUAGAUUGAAGGCAUCGUAAGUAUGAGAAAAUGAAUUUAAUUGAAUUUGAUAUUAUAUAGAAGUCUAGAGACGACAUCACACUAAAGAACGAAUCCACUUAAAAUCCGGUUUCUGCCUCCUGCAGAAUUCUGGGGUUCGUACUUUAGGGAGGAUCCUUUAGCAGCCUCACUAAACUACAAACCCAAGAAUUCUGCAGGAGGAAGAAACCGGAUUUAAAUUGGAUUCAUUCCCGAGUGUGAUGAAGUAGUAGCAGAAUUUUUUUUCUGGCAAAAUAAAUGACAGAAUAGUGGCAUUUGACCAGUACUUAGGAUGUGAUUAGGAAUACCCAGAAGUGGCCUGCAUGGUUUGUUUUGCCUAUGCCAGUGGUUCUCAACCUGUGGGUCCCUUUGGGUCCCCAGAUGUUUUGGCCUUCAACUCCCAGAAAUCCUAACAGUUGGUAAACUGACUGGGAUUUCUGGGAGUUGUAGGCCAAAACACCUGGGGACCCACAGGUUAAGAACCACUGGCCUAUGCCAUUAUCUGUGUGUCACCUAUUCUGGGAUAACCUAAAAGCAGCAGCCCAAGGAAAGUCACCCAGUCUCUGAAAUAUAACAUGUGCAGCUUAGUCAGAUAGGGAUGUGGCACAAGUUAAGUUUCGUGAUGUCAGCUCUAUUGCAUGACAAUUCGAUCUUUUGACUUCCCUGUUUGAGCAAAAGUGAAUUUAAGUCAGCAAGUACUUGGUUUCAGUCCUUGAUAUUUAGUACACAUGGUGUCUUGGUUUGGUAUCCAGACUUUAAACCAGGCAUGGGCAAACUUUGGCCCUCCAGGUGUUUUGGACUUCAACUUCCACGAUUCGGAAUUGUGGGAGCUGGAUUCCAAAACACCUGGAGGGCCAGAGUUUGCCCAUGCCUGCUCUAAACACUGUGCAAAUGGUUAAUCCCAGUGUUGGAUUGAGAUCUUCCUGGUUGUGUAUAUUUAAAUUGAGUUAGAUUCACUAGCAAUUCCUUAUCCCAUGGCAGUAAUAGCCUCCGUCAAGCCCUUUGCUGUUGACUUUAUUAAGAAAAUUAACCAACUUGCAAGUUCUCAUUCAGCUGGUGAAAUCAGUGGAACUCUUCAAGAAAUGCAUAACCCAGAUUGGUUUGCCUAUUGUUUCAGCAAGAUUACCUUUCUCCAAAAUUACAUUGGCCCCUCAAAGUACUGGUCCAGACAGAUCCUGGGGGCCAAAUAAAUUGUAAUUGCUGCUUGCAGUAGAAAAAAAAAUGAAAAUGUAUGUUACCAUAUUGGGAGUCAGUGAAAUGAAUAGAAUUUACUUCAUUUCUGCUUUUCUCUUUUUCAUCUUAUAGUUUACAUGGGGUCCUUUGUGAGGAUGACACUUUCUUUAUUGUGUGGUUAUAUAACAUCAUAUACUCGGUUGUGACAAUGAAUGGCUUAUAAGCUUUAGUAUUCCAUAUUCCCAAUCUUAGUUACUUAAUUUGUGAUAUGUUUAGUUAAUACUUUUCCAUACGAUAGAGCAGUUCUUUGCUCUGUGAUUGGCUCUUCAGAAUACGAUCAGUUUAAAGCAGUUGAGCUUUCCCUUCCUGGAUUUUAAUUUUUUUUAAAAAAGUGACUGUUUUGCAAGGUAAAUAUGUUGGGAUUUUAUUGAGUGCUGAUCUUAGCCCUUCAUCUCCCCAGGAUAAUGCAAAUUUUUAAUUUUAGAUCUGUGAAGCCAAGCCUGGCUGAUACUGAGCAUCGGGGAGGCAGGGUAAAACAUGUGGGUCUCUGUACAGACGUUUGUACAUUUGUGUAAUAGGCCUUUUCACACUCAGUUGAGCUUUUUACCUGUAACCUUUAUUACACUGUAAAUUAAAUGAACGUUUUGCCAAA
This is a messenger RNA of Anolis sagrei ordinatus, 3863 nucleotides long. It is a transcript of the gene PPP1R8, whose product is annotated as protein phosphatase 1 regulatory subunit 8. Gene Ontology annotation, cellular component: nuclear speck. The record is from RefSeq and is a predicted model, not a curated record. Lineage: Eukaryota; Metazoa; Chordata; Lepidosauria; Squamata; Anolidae. Gene Ontology annotation, molecular function: protein serine/threonine phosphatase inhibitor activity; mRNA binding; protein binding.